Molecule: messenger RNA, 459 nt
Organism: Radiomyces spectabilis
Lineage: Eukaryota; Fungi; Mucoromycota; Mucoromycetes; Mucorales; Radiomycetaceae
Exons: 4
Coding region: 1-459 (152 amino acids)
Source: RefSeq, a predicted model, not a curated record
AUGGCUCCCGCUGCGAUUGAAGGCUCUUCUCUAGAGAUCGGAUUGGUGAUGUCUGUGUCGGAUAUGUAUUGGAUCAUGUUGAAUACAACGUGUUUCCCUAUGGCUCGCACUGCUAGAUCUGGUGAACCUGACAAGCGGGUAGAAUAUCCUGGAUUUUGUCAGCAAGUCACGCGAGGAGAACGACCGGAUGGUCAACUCUUUGCACGUCGUGUGCCUUCGUCCGCAGGUGUUUGUCUUACCCCAUUCCAACAUCGGCUCAUCUCUCGAGACGCGCGACAUAGAAUGACAGGCGCAGGAGCUAAAGCUAAAGACACCCUCCAUCUGUUCGAUGACUUCCCGCUUCCAGAGGAUAUCUGCAGGGUCUUUACCAGUCUAUCCACCCCUACCGGCAAGCCUUUGGUGGAUGACACUGUCUCCCUCUUUGGCGCUGCUUUGUCCACUCUAUGGCAAAACCACUAG